AUGAGCCACCAGCAACAGCCUCCUCCACCCCCUCAGCCACCACCCCCUGUAUUCUUCCCCUCCCUCUAUGACCGAACUACCCAAAGCACUAACCUAACCGAUUGUGCUCUCUGGCGGAAACUUUUUGUCCCAUUGCGAGGAGGGGAAACAGCACCAGCUGGGCCUCAGCGCCCUCCACCUGGGCUUGGGUUAUUUCCACUCACCAGCGAACGUUGUUGCCCCCCUCCCUGGCCAGCUGGCCUAGCUCCCAUUCCCUAUGAGCCUUUGCGCUUCUUCUGCCCUGCUUCAGAGAGCAAUGAGGCAUACCAGCAACAACAACCAGAUGGGGAAAUCUGUGAGCUUGGCAUCCGUCUGAAGGAGUUGGAACUGCUGGCCCUCACAGGAGAUGGCUCUGACCCACAGCAGUAUAAGCUUCUGAAGGCACUAAAAGAUGAAAAGUCACAAGAUGAAAUGACAAGACUGACCCUGAAGAAACAUUCACCUAUAUCAUGA
Molecule: messenger RNA, 492 nt
Organism: Protobothrops mucrosquamatus (brown spotted pit viper)
Lineage: Eukaryota; Metazoa; Chordata; Lepidosauria; Squamata; Viperidae
Gene: CUNH11orf91
Product: chromosome unknown C11orf91 homolog
Exons: 2
Coding region: 1-492 (163 amino acids)
Source: RefSeq, a predicted model, not a curated record